This is a messenger RNA of Drosophila innubila, 1365 nucleotides long. It is a transcript of the gene ppan, whose product is annotated as protein Peter pan. Gene Ontology annotation, biological process: rRNA processing; ribosomal large subunit assembly. Gene Ontology annotation, molecular function: rRNA binding. Lineage: Eukaryota; Metazoa; Arthropoda; Insecta; Diptera; Drosophilidae. The transcript has 4 exons. The record is from RefSeq and is a predicted model, not a curated record. Bases 69 to 1319 code for a protein of 416 amino acids. Gene Ontology annotation, cellular component: preribosome, large subunit precursor.
CACUGGCAGCAACGUACAACACGUGCGGUUGCAGGGAUUUUAUUUACAUUUGUUUUUAAAUAAUCAAAAUGGGACGCGGUAAAAAGAAAGUGCAUCCCAAAACGCGUACGGCAGCGUUCAAAGCCAGCGAGCCAAGUGAAGUGGUAGAGGCACCACAUUCCUUCAUUAUACAUCGUGGACUUUCCUGUCCGUAUAUCACAGACCUCACGCUUGACUUUCGGCGUAUAAUGGAACCCUUUACGGCAACCAAUUUGCGAGAGAAGAAAAUGAAUCGGAUCAAAGAUUUCGUUAGCUUGAGCAGCUUCUUUCACGUCUCUCAUAUGGGCAUCUUCAACAAAGCCGCCACUCAGCUGUCCUUCAAAGUGGUCCGCUUACCGCGUGGUCCAUCGCUCACAUUCAAGGUGCAUCAAUUCACGCUGGCACGCGAUGUCAUUUCGUGCAGUAAGAAGCAAAUGAUAGAUGUGGAUCAUUUUAAGCAUGCACCGCUUGUGAUCAUGAAUAACUUUAGCGGCGAUGGCAAACACUUGAAGCUGAUGGCGACAACGUUCCAGAAUAUGUUCCCAUCCAUUAAUCUGGCUCAGGUUAGCAUCGACACCAUUCGCCGUUGCGUCCUCUUUUCGUACAAUACAGAAACGAAACUGGUGGAAAUGCGUCACUAUUCGGUACAGGUGGUACCGGUGGGUUUAAAGAAGGCCGUACAGAAAAUAGUCGGUGGCACCGUUCCAAAUUUAGGCAAAUGCAACGAGGUUGUGGAUUUUGUAACCAGAGAUGGUUAUGCAUCCGAAUCUGAGGCCGAGGACGAUGAACAGUCGCAUGUUGUGCUGGCCCAGACAUUGAAGAGUAGGGGAAACUUGGAGGAUUGCAAGAGUUCGGUAAAGUUACACGAAAUCGGUCCACGUCUCACCAUGCAGCUAAUAAAGAUCGAGGAAGGCUUGUUAACCGGAGAGGUGCUCUACCAUGAUCACGUUGUCAAAACCGAGGAUGAAAAGGAAACGCUACGCAAAUUGAUUGAAAAGAAACGAAAACUAAAGGAGCAACGAAAGAAGCAACAGACAGAGAAUCGUGCACGAAAUUUGAAAUUGAAAAAGGAGCAGAAUCAAACUGUAAAGCAUGAAGAGGGCGAUGGCAUUGCUAGUGAUGCAGACGACGAUGCUCAAUACUAUAAGGAUGAAGUCGGCGAAGAUCCUGACGAAGAGCUCUUCAAAAAUGACAACAAAUCGUCACGGAAAAGGCACAAAUUGCCCGGCGGAAUGAAGUACAAGAAUAAGAAACCAAAACUGGACAAAAAACCUAUGAAGAAGAGCUAUAAAUCAAAGUAGCCUUGUAAAUAAUAUUUUUAUUAAAUGCUUAGGAGUUUAAUAUUAA